AUGCGGACGCAACCCGCUUUGCCCAAGCUGGAGCUACCACCGCCGAACCUCAACGACGAGACAGCUCUCUUUCAACAUGCACCCACACCAGGUACGAAAGUACGGCAAGAGUGGGAGCCCGGAUGCCAGCCCGACGAGGUGUAUGAUGCGGCGCUGCCUGCCUGGAGGGCACGCGCGAGGCGGUAUCUCGUCCGGAGGCUACAUGUUGAGAAGAAGUGGAUGGCGGACUGGCAGCUGAGGGUGCGAACGGAAGGGAGGGACAAGUAUUUCUACUGGACUGCUAUCUUUGGCACUCAUACCUUCUUCAACGCCUUCUUACCGCUGUUCUUCUGGUACGGUGACCCGGCUAAGGGUCGAGGCUUGCUCAAUGCUGUCGGCCUGGGUAUCUACAUGUCUUCUUUCGCUAAAGACCUGGUCUGUACACCUCGACCUUACAGCCCGCCUGUCGUCCGUCUCGCAAUGAGCACUCAUGCGCAUGAGUACGGCUUCCCCUCCAGCCAUUCCACCAAUACCCUCACUAUUGCACUCUUUCUUGGCCAAUGGGUCUGGGAGGUCAGAAGCGCUAUAGGUCCUAUAGCGACCAGUAUCGCAUCUCUCAUCUUGAUGGUUUACAUGGUCAGUGUUGUCGGCGGGCGAGUCUACACCGGUAUGCACUCGAUUGCCGAUGUGGUAGGAGGAUCUCUGAUGGGGAUUGCCUGCUGGGCCACUGGACUACUUGUGGAGGCACCGCUUGAACUAUGGACCACGUCCGGAUCAUUAACAGUUCCCCUGCUUGGCAUCCCUCUCACUCUCGCAUGCGUGCACUAUCAUCCGGAACCGGUGGACCCAUGUCCGUGCUUCGAGGACGCCAUUGCUGUGCUUUCCGUCAUGCUCGGUGGCGUACUGGGGCAUUGGUACGAAGUGCGGAACGGCCUGGUAGCGACAGCACUUGCUACUGAAGUCUGGGGUAGGGGACCCAUCAUAGGCGCCACUAUCGUUCUGGAGAGACUAGUACUCGGUAAGCUCGCCCAACUUUUGUCCGGCAGUGACCGCGAGCUCAUGUCAGGUAUCGCAAUCGUCUUCGGAUGGAGGAUACUCGCGAAGCGGACCCUCCUUCGUGUAUUGCCGACCAUCUUCCGAGUUUACUCCAAGACACUCGACGUGGACCUACCGACCAGACAGGGAUACACAGCUGCCACCGACUACAAAGGGUUCCCUCAAACACCCAUCCGCUCUGUUCCCUCUUUCCUCGACAUGGCGCAAGCCGACUCCUCAGCCGAGGCCACACCAGUCGACUCUCCGACGGACCUGCUCGCGGCCCGAGGCAGUAUGUCUGGGAGUCUCAAUCCUCUUGACAUUCCCGACGCAGCUCUGCGGAGAAGGGGAUCUGGUAGGACCGCUGAGGCGACAACCAAAAAGGCCGGACCGGCUGGGCCUGCUAAGGCUAAGCGGAGCACGAGGCCGACAGAGAUCAAGUUUGAUGUAGAAGUCUUGACAAAGGUGAUUGUCUAUCUUGGGAUUGGGCUGCUGGCUUGCACGAUUAUACCGUACAUUUUCAGCUGGAUCGAGGACAGGCUGUUAUAG
Dioszegia hungarica is the source of this 1563-nucleotide messenger RNA. Its product is annotated as sphingosine-1-phosphate phosphatase. Gene Ontology annotation, molecular function: sphingosine-1-phosphate phosphatase activity. Gene Ontology annotation, cellular component: endoplasmic reticulum membrane. The transcript has 9 exons. The coding region runs from base 1 to 1563 and encodes 520 amino acids. The record is from RefSeq and is a predicted model, not a curated record. Lineage: Eukaryota; Fungi; Basidiomycota; Tremellomycetes; Tremellales; Bulleribasidiaceae.